ACCGGACUCUCAACUCUAGUGAUCAUACUCACCCCGUCCCAUAUGCUUCUUCUGCUCACCUCCAUGGCAUCUAUUGUUAUGAGACCCUCUGGAAUGAAGACGCCUCCGGCUUUGCCGCCGGAGUCCGGCAAGCCUGGUGCUGGCGCUGGAAAGGAAAUCCCUCAAGCUAACAACGCCUUGUUUCCCGCGUCCGCCCGAGGCCGGUUUUCAAGCGGGCUCGUUCAGAGUGUUUCUGCGCCUACAACUCCGCCAGCGCCGGGGAAAGACGCCGAAAGAAAAUGUUCGGCAUGGGAAAGUAUAAGGCAGGAGAGAUGGGAAGGUGAACUGGAAGUGCAAGGCGAGAUCCCGCGAUGGCUGAAUGGCACGUACCUGAGGAAUGGCCCCGGCCUAUGGAAUAUCGGCGACUACAAUUUCCGGCACCUCUUUGAUGGUUAUGCCACCAUCGUCCGGCUCCACUUCGAGGACGGACGACUAAUCGCCGGCCACCGCCAGAUCAACUCUGAAGCGUACAAGGCAGCAAAGAAGAACCAGAAGCUCUGCUACCGUGAGUUCUCGGAGGUGCCCAAGCAAGACAACUUCCUCUCAUACGUCGGCGAUUUGGCAAGCCUUUUCUCCGGCGCAUCGCUGACCGAUAACUCGAACACCGGCGUGGUGAAGCUCGGCGAUGGACGAGUAAUAUGCCUAACCGAGACGAUGAAAGGGAGCAUCGAGAUAGAUCCAGUUACUCUGGAAACCAAGGGAAGGUUCGUCUACACGGACAACCUGGGGUACUUGAUCCACUCGGCGCACCCAGUGGUGACUGAUAAUGAGUUCUUGACGCUAUUGCCAGACCUGCUGAACCCUGGGUACUUGGUGGUGAGGAUGGAGCCGGGGAGCAAUGAAAGGAAGGUGGUGGGGAGGGUCGCAUGCAAAGGGAGGCCGUCCCCUGGGUGGGUACAUUCCUUUCCUGUGACGGAGAACUAUGUGGUGGUGCCGGAGAUGCCGCUCAGGUACUCUACCCGGAACCUGCUAAGGGCUGAGCCGACAACACUCUACACAUUUGAGUGGCAUCCGGAGUCCAAGGCCUUCAUGCAUGUCAUGUCUAGGGCCACCGGCAAAGUGGUGGCAAGCGUAGAAAUGCCAUUGUAUGUAACCUUUCAUUUCAUCAAUGCAUAUGAAGAAACUGACAAGGAGGGCAGGGUCACACACGUCAUUGCUGAUUGCUGCGAGCACGGGGCUGAUACCUCCAUACUGGACGGCCUUAGAUUGCAGACCCUGAGACAAUCUCAUGGCUUGGAUGUGCUACCCAAUGCUAGAGUUGGUCGUUUCACAAUUCCCUUGGAUGGGAGCCUCAUCGGGAAGCUAGAGGACGCACUAGACCCCAAUGAACAUGGAAGAGCAAUGGACAUGUGCAGUUUCAAUACUGCGUAUUUGGGGAAGAAAUACAGAUAUGCCUACUCCUGUGGUGGCCACCGACCUUGUUACUUCCCAAAUACACUCACAAAACUUGAUUUUGAGAGCAAGAAAGCCAUCAGUUGGCAUGAGGAAGGAGGCAUUCCAUCUGAGCCCUUCUUCGUGGCUAGACCAGGUGCUACCCAAGAAGACGAUGGAGUGGUCAUUUCCAUGGUCAGUGCAGGAGAUGGUGGUGGAUAUGCACUGUUACUUGAUGGCACCACCUUCCAAGAGAUAGCAAGGGCAAGGUUUCCAUAUGGUCUUCCUUAUGGCCUUCAUGGGUGUUGGAUACCAAAAACAUGAAGAGAACCUGCAUCCACCAACCGUGCCUGAAGAGCUUUAUCAUGGCCAACUAUAUCACUUGGGUGUCAUCUGAAAAUUAUAGCUGUGUACCCCGUAUCGUAUGUUGAUAGGUGAAUAAAUAAAGUUUCUACUAA
Nymphaea colorata (pocket water lily) is the source of this 1868-nucleotide messenger RNA. RefSeq names its product carotenoid cleavage dioxygenase 8 homolog B, chloroplastic. The transcript has 6 exons. Gene Ontology annotation, molecular function: carotenoid dioxygenase activity. Bases 43 to 1734 code for a protein of 563 amino acids. The record is from RefSeq and is a predicted model, not a curated record. Gene Ontology annotation, biological process: carotene catabolic process. Gene Ontology annotation, cellular component: chloroplast. Lineage: Eukaryota; Viridiplantae; Streptophyta; Magnoliopsida; Nymphaeales; Nymphaeaceae.